CGAGAACAAGUUUCUUUCUUUCUGGCUCUUCUCAUCGCCGUGCCCUACUAACCAUUCUUCGUCUCUUCAGCUACAUUCUGCUCGUGAAAAUGACUGCCAAUGAUGUUUCCACUGGUGUUUCCAAUUGCUAUGUUUUCAAAAGUCGGUUGCAGGAGUAUGCUCAGAAAUACAAGCUCCAAACGCCUGUUUAUGAGACUGUCAAAGAAGGCCCUUCACACAAAUCUUUCUUUCAAUCGACAGUGAUACUGAAUGGUGUCAGAUAUAAUUCUUUGCCUGGAUUCUUCAAUCGUAAGGCUGCAGAGCAAUCAGCUGCCGAGGUUGCUCUCCAGGAAUUAGCAAAAUCCAGUGAGCUAAGCCAAUGUGUUUCACAACCUGUUCAUGAAACGGGGUUAUGCAAGAACCUUCUUCAAGAGUAUGCUCAAAAGAUGAAUUACGCGAUUCCAUUGUAUCAGUGCCAAAGGAUAGAAACUCUUGGGAGAGCUACACAAUUCACAUGUACUGUAGAGAUUGGAGGCAUAAAGUACACAGGAGCUGCAACAAAAACUAAAAAAGAUGCUGAGAUAAGCGCUGGGAGAACUGCUCUUUUAGCAAUCCAGUCAGACUCUAAAAACAACCUUGCCAACUACAACACUCAGCUUACUGUACUUCCUUGUGAGAAGAAGACAUUACUGGCACCGAUCCCACUUAAAGAAACCGUCCAGACUCUAAAAGCCAGGAAGGCUCAGUUCAAGAAGAAAGCUCGGAAAGGAAAACGCAAAGUAGCUAAGACUCCUGCAGAUGUUAUCAUCCCUCCUCAACCUACUGAUCAUUGUCAAAACGAUCAGUCAGAGAAAAUUAAGACGACGGUUAAUCUGGAACCUUCUUCAUGCAUGAACGGGUUAAAGGAGGCAGCAUUUGGGAGUGUGGAGACAGAGAAAAUUGAGACAACGCCAAAUCUGGAACCUUCUUCAUGCAUGAACGGUUUAAAGGAGGCAGUAUUUGGGAGUGUGGAGACAGAAGCAAGCCACGCAUAACAGUGUCAAGAUGGAGUCUUGUGAGUUUGUCAUAGUAACUAUUUGGUUAUGUAGCCAUUUUGUGAUUCCUAUCUAGUCUAGUGUUCACAGAUUGAAGAGAAGUAAUAUUUGAGCGGAUCAUCAAAACUAAUAUGAUUGAUAUAAUACUAUUUGGUCGAUUGAGUCAUUCGAAUAAAGUAAUGUGAGGUUG
This is a messenger RNA of Arabidopsis arenosa, 1203 nucleotides long. The record is from the annotation of a GenBank genome assembly. Lineage: Eukaryota; Viridiplantae; Streptophyta; Magnoliopsida; Brassicales; Brassicaceae.